AUGGCAACUUCCUGUAUGGAGACCCACAGCUCCGUCUUCAAACUACACGACAACGGUGCAGACCGAAGCAAGUUCCCGCGGCAAGAGGAUGCAGUUCUCACUACGCUGCUCGACAAUACAUCAACUUCGACUCCUAUCAAGGCAGCCCUCCAGCUGCAGAGAAUAAUAUUCAAGUCAGACCCAGCCUCGACGGGCCAGUUUGCGAUCUCUAAUAUGCCUGUUCUCGCCGAAGCCCACACCGCUACGCCGGACGAGCCAGUCAUGCCGCAGGCUCAGGGGUCCAUGCCCAGCCCGUUCAUGUACUCCCCGACCUCCGGACGUCCUGUGGGCGUCGUCGAGUUGACUAAGGCUCACUCCGUGCGAGCGGUCCGGCGUGGCAAACGUACCACGUCGGUCGCCUGUCUCUUCUGCCGCAGACGCAAGAUCGCAUGCGGCGGUCCACCGGUUGACAAUCCGGACAAAACCUGUAUGCAGUGUAAACGGCGGAGGUUUACGUGCGAGUACCCGGAGGGUCGCAACGGCGCACGCGAGUACAAAUUCAAGCAGACUCAUUUCGCCGUCGAUGCGGAAUGA
Fomitopsis serialis is the source of this 573-nucleotide messenger RNA. RefSeq lists its product as uncharacterized. The coding region runs from base 1 to 573 and encodes 190 amino acids. The transcript has 3 exons. Gene Ontology annotation, biological process: regulation of DNA-templated transcription. Lineage: Eukaryota; Fungi; Basidiomycota; Agaricomycetes; Polyporales; Fomitopsidaceae. Gene Ontology annotation, molecular function: DNA-binding transcription factor activity, RNA polymerase II-specific; zinc ion binding. The record is from RefSeq and is a predicted model, not a curated record.